ACACGCAGCAGCGGCGGCGACAACGGCCAUGUCGACCUACGAGAAAACCCUGAUUCCUCCGCUCAAUUUCUCGAUGGUGGACUCCGGGGUGUACCGCUCCGGGUUCCCAAACAAGAAGAAUCAUGCAUUCCUCCAGAAGCUGGGUCUGCGGUCUGUCUUGUAUCUUUGCCACCAAGAGCACCGCCCCGAGAACCUCCUGUUCUUUGAGGAAAACAACAUCCAAGUGUUCCAGUGUCCCAUCGACGGCAACAAGGAGCCGUUCUUGGGCAUCAACCCCGAAGCCAUGAUCAACGCGCUGCGCCAUUUGUUGGAUGUACGGAACCACCCGAUCCUUGUCCAAUGCACCAAGGGAACGCAUCGCACAGGGUGCGUAGUGGGAUGCCUUCGCAAGGUGCAGCACUGGUCGCUGACGUCGAUCAUCGACGAAUACUGUCGCUUCGCCGGGCCACGCAUGCGCUUGCUGGACCAACAAUUUAUCGAGUUCUUUUCGCCCGUGAUCGAGUACGACGACACGCACGCACCGCGGUGGCUCUAUUAAUGUACACAUAUCGUUAUGGCGUCGCGUCGGC
Aphanomyces invadans is the source of this 569-nucleotide messenger RNA. RefSeq lists its product as hypothetical. NCBI's taxonomy places the organism in Eukaryota, Oomycota, Saprolegniomycetes, Saprolegniales, Verrucalvaceae. The transcript is spliced from 4 exons. The record is from RefSeq and is a predicted model, not a curated record. Gene Ontology annotation, cellular component: cytoplasm. Gene Ontology annotation, biological process: protein dephosphorylation. Gene Ontology annotation, molecular function: phosphatase activity. Bases 29 to 538 code for a protein of 169 amino acids.